Messenger RNA from Acaromyces ingoldii, 1097 nucleotides. RefSeq lists its product as hypothetical. NCBI's taxonomy places the organism in Eukaryota, Fungi, Basidiomycota, Exobasidiomycetes, Exobasidiales, Cryptobasidiaceae. The coding region runs from base 175 to 915 and encodes 246 amino acids. The record is from RefSeq and is a predicted model, not a curated record. The transcript has a single exon.
GGCGAAAGGCCACACCUCAGCUUUGAAGAGACAACACGACGCACAGCAUUCGCUCCGGAGGGCGUUGGCGCUUUACGCGCACUGACGCACGCAUCAUGCCAUAAAAGGUCGACAACAGCAUCCUCUUUUCUGCCACGGACCACCAUUUCCUCCCCUCGAAAAUUCGGCUCAAAGAUGUGGUUCGCUCGUCUUCUGUUCAUGUUCUUUCUCGUUGCCUAUUCCGUCAAUGCCAUGGAAGAAGGAGGAUCGUCUCCGUCGACACAGCGGAAUCCCAUAGAGGAAAGCCUUUCGCGCGGCAUGGCAAAGCUUGGGGUCAGCUCUAACGUAGGUGUAAAUACUCGCCUGACGAAUCAGAUGGCAAAGCUCCAUCUCAGCCCAGCAGGGGAAGCUAUGCCGUCCGCCUCGAGAUCAGACCAAGCGUCAGCUUUACGAAAGAAGAAAAUGAGAAAAGAAACAUUGGAAAGCUCGAAACCGGUCAAAUUCAAGAGGACCACAGCACGUAGAACGGCUCACGCUUUUCGGGACCUGCAAGACAAGCAGAGGGCCUCGCAGCUGGUCAACUUCGAACCAACCAGAAGCUUUUACGAACUUUUGAGAGCUAAAGAGGUUGACCGGAUUCAAGUUAUGCGUGCAGACUUGAGACAGGUAGAGCGUGAAAAAUUGGAGGCCUCAUCCGAAAUGAAACAACUGGAAGAAGAGAUAGAGUCUGCGAUGCAAUCUAAAAACCCAGAUCUGAAGGCCAUCAACAGCGCAAUAAGUCAGGCGAAAGACCUGAAAGAAUUCCUUCUGCAGGUCGAAAAGCUCGAAUCUUGGGGCGAAGGGCAAUUAACACGCCUCUCGAAGAAAGACAGGCGACUCGCAUCAAUGACAGUGCCGAAGCAAGAGGAAGGGCGCGAUGGGCCAAAUGUUUCGUAGGAGCAGCCACCAGACGGGGUCAAAAGGCGCAUUGCACCAAAGAGGAACUGAAAGUAUGGCGCUUCCGACGUCUGCAACAAAUUCGGCUGACACGGCUGUUGGGAUCAUUGCGAUGCCUAUUACUAUCCCCCGACACACGCUCUUCUGUAUUUCUCUAUAUCAAUCGAAUCACUGCUUUCUUU